This is a messenger RNA of Dimorphilus gyrociliatus, 964 nucleotides long. The record is from the annotation of a GenBank genome assembly. Lineage: Eukaryota; Metazoa; Annelida; Polychaeta; Dinophilidae.
AAUGGACGUCAAACUGUAUCUGAUAGUCAUUGCCAUAGCCGAUAUAGCUAUAGCAAUCUUUUGUAUUCCGUUUACUUUUACUGAAACAAUGAUGGGUAGAUGGAUAUUUUAUAGCGCUCUCUGCCCGCUUUCACUAAGCAUGCAAGUGUUAAGUGUCAGCGUCAGCAUCUUCACCAAAGUCGCUCUGGGAAUUGAUAGAUAUAUGGUGACUCUAAAGCCGCUAAUUCGUCGACCAUCAGCCAUGCGAUUUAGGAUAACAAUGCUAAUAAUCCUGACGCUAGCUAUUUGUUUAUCUCUACCGAUGGCCAUUGUUAAUAGAGUUGAUAAGUAUCAACUUUGCACAGAAAAUUGGAAAAAAAAAUGGAUGAGGAAAUGCUACUCCAUCCUUCUCCUUAUACUGACAUAUAUUUUACCAUUGAUAAUCUUGGGAUCUACCUGCUCUAGAAUCAGUAUUUAUCUAUGGAGACUUGAAACGCCUGGUAACGCCCAUCAAGUUAGAGACGAAUUGCAAUUGAAGGCCAAAAGAAACACAAUCAGAAUUCUAAUUAUAGUUGUCAUGAUGUUCGCAUUGUCCUGGCUUCCCUUGCAAAUAUUCAACCUUGUGGUGGAGCUCAUCCCAAACAAGAUCGAACAACAUCAAAAUGCUGCUGUUUAUUGCUUUUUAGCUUUUCAUUGGUUGUCAGUGAGUAACUCUUGGAUGAAUUCGGUUGUGUAUAGUUUUAUGAACAAAAGAUUUAGGUGUGACAUGAAAGAUUUGCUGACAAAGUCAUAUUUGAACGCUAGCGAACGAAACUCUUUAUACAAUCUACGGGCAUUUACCUUUCCUCGCAAAUCAUCUUGUGCUAGAACUGGAUACCAUAAUGGACGUAAAGAAAUUGAUAAAUUUGGUCCAAGACUAAAAAACAAUAAUGAACAAAAUACACCUACAACUGGGGCCCAACUUUUACAGAAUGACGACAGAUAG